Messenger RNA from Canis lupus familiaris (dog), 2289 nucleotides. It is a transcript of the gene PTGR2, whose product is annotated as prostaglandin reductase 2. The transcript is spliced from 10 exons. Bases 278 to 1333 code for a protein of 351 amino acids. NCBI's taxonomy places the organism in Eukaryota, Metazoa, Chordata, Mammalia, Carnivora, Canidae. The record is from RefSeq and is a predicted model, not a curated record. Gene Ontology annotation, biological process: prostaglandin metabolic process. Gene Ontology annotation, molecular function: 15-oxoprostaglandin 13-reductase [NAD(P)+] activity.
GCCCGGAGCCGGGCGGCCCCGCGGCUGCUGGCGGGGGAGCCUUCCGCGUGUGGGAGGCUCUAGGAACCGGGGUGACCUCCGCUUUUUCUCCCUGAGCUGGGGUGACGCUGGCGUUAUUGCCUAGGUCACUAGGUCAGGGAACGCUCGAGAAGAAAUAGGGGCAGAUUUUUUUUUUCUUUUGAAAUUGUUGGGAGUAAGCAACCUCGAGUUUGGACGAGGUUAUGUGUAAGGAGUUAUUUUGUACAAGAAUCUUGUGAGACCACUGUGGAGCGAGGUGAUGAUUGUGCAAAGAGUGGUUCUGAAUUCCCGACCUGGAGUAAAUGGUAAUCCAGUGGCAGAAAAUUUCCGAGUAGAAGAAGUAAAUUUGCCAAAUAAUAUCAAUGAAGGACAAGUACAAGUGAGAACUCUUUAUCUUUCUGUGGAUCCUUACAUGCGUUGCAGGAUGAAUGAAGACACUGGUACUGACUAUAUAACACCUUGGCAGCUGUCUCAAGUGGUUGAUGGUGGAGGUAUUGGAAUUGUAGAAGAAAGCAAACACUUAAAUUUUACCAAAGGCGAUUUUGUGAUUUCUUUCUAUUGGCCCUGGCAAACCAAGGUGAUUCUGGAUGGAAAUGGCCUUGAAAAGGUAGACCCACAGCUUGUGGAUGGACACCUUUCAUACUUUCUUGGAGCUAUAGGUAUGCCUGGUUUGACUUCCUUGAUUGGGAUACAGGAGAAAGGUCAUAUAACUGCUGGAUCUAAUCAGACAAUGGUUGUCAGUGGGGCUGCUGGUGCUUGUGGAUCUUUGGCCGGGCAGAUUGGCCAUUUGAUGGGCUGUUCCAGAGUGGUGGGAAUUUGUGGAACGCAAGAAAAGUGCCUCCUUCUGACCUCAGAACUGGGCUUUGAUGCUGCAGUUAAUUAUAAAAAGGAGAAGGUGGCAGAAAAGCUCCGUGAAUUAUGCCCAGCUGGAGUGGAUGUUUACUUUGACAAUGUUGGUGGUGACAUCAGUGACACAGUGAUAAGUCAGAUGAAUCGGAACAGCCAUGUCAUCCUGUGUGGUCAAAUUUCUCAGUACAACAAAGAUGUGCCUUAUCCUCCUCCACUACCCCCUGCUGUAGAAGCAAUCCAAAAAGAAAGAAACAUCACAAGAGAAAGAUUUCUGGUGUUGAACUAUAAGGACAAAUUUGAGUCUGGCAUUCUACAGCUGAGCCAAUGGUUUAAAGAAGGAAAGCUAAAGAUCAAAGAGACUGUAAUGAAUGGACUGGAAAACAUGGGAGCUGCAUUCCAGUCCAUGAUGACAGGAGGUAACAUUGGAAAGCAGAUAGUUUGCAUUUCAGAAGAAACCUCUGUGUAAUGUGUAUAAGCAUCUUCAUCAAGGAAAUACACAGAUUUUGCACAAAGAUUUUAAAGAUACAUUAAAAAAAUCUUGGAGUACAGAUAGCUUUUUAUUUAAGUGUGAUCAUUGGUAAUAUUUUCUAAUUGCAUAACAUAAUUUUUUCCUAUAUCUUCAAUAUCCUAUAUGUUCUCUAUAUCCAACAUAAAUAUUUACAGUAAUAGAUUGAAGUUAACAUGACCUAUUUUUCUUUCUUUUACUAAAACUGGUAUUAUAUAUGAUAUUUGAUCAGAUAUUUGGAAACCACUGGAGAUUUGAUAUAACUGUUUAAUGGAUUAUACAAAAUAAAUGGAUUUUUACAGUUAAUAACUUUUAUUUAAAAUAGAAUGCUUGUGAAGACAUGUAGUAAAUGUAUGUUGACCUGGAAAUGCUUUAUAUAAUUCUUGAACUGUAACUUGGUAUAAGAAUAGAAUUGGGAUGGCUUUUCUGUAUUGUAGAUAGAAAAGGGAUUUAAUAGCAGGGCACGUGUUAGAGUUUGGGGGGUGGAAUUUAGAGCUUGUGGAGUUUUCAGGAUAGGAGAGCAGAGACUUUGUGUUGAGAAGAUAAAUAACAGGUCAGUCAGGUUGAUGAAGAAACUAGUUUACUACAGAGGAUGAUCUGUGUUUUGCUAACUAGUUUCCUCUAUAGCAUAAAAACUCAAUAUAUAUUGAUAAAGCAUGUUUGUUUUAAGUUAGCAGGCAUAUACUGUCAAAUAGCAUAAAGAUUUUCCAGGGCAAAUAGAUAUAAACAUCACUUGAAGUUUCAGGUGAUUAGAAAUAUUUAGGCAAUCAAGACAGCUUUAGAAAAUGACAGGACUAAGAAAAUUAACAAAUGUUUGAAACAUGAACGUUCAAAAUUAAUGUGCCUUUAAAUAAGAGGAUCUGUUUCAUUAAUUAUAAUCAGCCCUUUACAACAAUAAAAUUGAUUUUAUUUUCCUA